Amoebophrya sp. A120 is the source of this 3429-nucleotide messenger RNA. Lineage: Eukaryota; Dinophyceae; Syndiniales; Amoebophryaceae. The record is from the annotation of a GenBank genome assembly.
AUUCAGUUCAUUCUUCGGUCGAGGAUGCAAUGGACGCUCACAAAUUAUUCAACCGGUAUUUCGAAACAAGGAUAUGGCUACAACAACGUUAAUCGUAGCGUUCAAGCUCACCCUCAGGCGCGCCGAUCGCAUCGAGAUACUUAUUUGCGAUACAUUUUCAUUUUCUUUUUCAUAUCUUCAAAAAUGCCGAUCUUGUCCGAGCUGUUGCACCAUCUUUCGGCUGGGUCCGACGGCGCUGGUCAUUACGAUGCUGCAGCCGCCGCGCAUCAGCUUCAGCCAUCACUGCUUUCCACUGCGCACGACGACCACAGCAGCUUUGGGGCAACGUCAGCAACACUGCUGACCUCCAAGAACCCGACAAGAAAUGUAUCUCUGCGCAGCAACUUCUUAGACGGUGCGACAUCACGACCACUCCAGGAGCCACCUGUGAUUAACUCCGGAGCAGCGAUCACUGGACCUGCCAGAGGCGCAUCUUCCUCUUCUUCGUCCUUUUUGAGCAUCGAAAAAGCGCCAUACUUCCAGGAGCAGGUGCGAGCACACAACACAACGCUGCAGAAAUGCGAGAAAUUGGAGUUGCAGGACAGCGUCGAGGGGGCUCGCGAGUACACCAGCAGUGGUGCUGCCGACGACGAACGAGCUGAAGAUCACGAGACGCCCCCGGCAACUGGUAGUGGUGCCAGCACGUCCUCUUCCUCCUCGACGUCGGCCGUGGCUUCACCCGACGACGAGCACCAACUCCAGCUCUCCACCCCGAUUCGCAAGAUUGACUGCAAUGCCGUGACGAGAACGUCGGGCGGGGACGUUUCCCGGCAUCUUCUCGACCCCACACGACCCCUGAUUUUCCAGGACGUCGAUGGAGUGUUGAAUAACGAAACGGAGGACGCGAUGCUGAACGACAAGCUGAUCUCCCGGCUGGACCAAGUUGUUGGCGACAGCGACGCGCAGAUCGUUUUGUCGUCCCAUUGGCGCAAGUCGCCGCAACUGGUUGACAUGCUUUUCACGCGCCUAUCCAUGACAAAGAACCACUUGGCGGACCGCAUCGUGGGGGCCACGCCAAGCCUGUGCCGGGGCGUGGAAUGUCGCGCAACAGAGAUCUACAACUGGGUCAAGGAGCAUCCGGGGUUCAAAGGUAGGACUAAAAUGUGUUGAUUAUAGUACUUGAUUGGAGAGUGAUGAUGUCCGCUACGACUAAAGCACGUGCCUCUUCUAGUGGACAUUAAACACCACGAAAUAAAAGUUUUCAGAAGUAGACAGGAGAUUGAUUUCCCUUCCAAGUGAAGUUUGAGUUUUGCGGCGAAGGGCAUCGAUCUUGUAGUUGUACCUACCCACACGACCUAUAACUUUUCAGGCAAUUGGAUCGCUUUGGACGAUUGGGACUUGUUUAAGCAGACGGACGGCAGCCACAUGGUGGAUCACUUCGUCAAGACCGACCCGAUGACGGGGAUUUCUGAGGACGACGCGGAGGAGGCCGUUCGGUUACUCGACCGUCCGGUCAUGACUGAGGACGACCAUCCUCCUUUUCCCCUCGGCCUGGGGGACUCCAUCGGGCUGUCCGACGUGGCGGGCUCCUCCGCCAUCCCCGGUGUUGUUGCGGGUGCCGCGGUAUGCAUUGCAAAAGUAUCGUACUAGUAUGAAUUGCAAUACAAAUUUCCUCAGCAUGAGAAAGAAAAUUUGUAAUGCGGAUUUAACUUGAGAAAGAAGCUUGUAAUGCAUGAAUGGGAUUACUACGAGUACGAUACUUUUGCACAGGAUACGCGGCCGACUUCGUGUCGGGCGCGGGGGCUGACGCGGAAGUCGUUUCCCCCGUCUUGGCGGGAGCAAGCGCUGCAACCGACAGCGCAGGAGCCGUCGUGGUGGAGAACCCGGACCCGAUCAUUUUCACCACAACGACGGUCGCAAACAGUGCGGACGCCAUAGCUGGUGGAACGACGGAAGCACUGGAUGCGGACACGGCAGGUAACGAUUGUUGAGCUUUUUCUUUUCAUUCUAGUUUUGUCAGGAAUCGCGUUAUUCUUUUUCUUUUGUGGGACAAAAAAGAAUCCGUCGAUUCAGUGGGGUUGUGUUUCAAUUGAUUUCCAUACAUUUACAUUCCAAUGGCAAUGGAAUGUAAAAGUGUAGUCAAAGCCAAAGACAACCGGAACGGUCACACUGCUGUAGUUUUUGUUUUACCACCCGCAAAUAGCCUCAGUGAGGACAGUGUCUUCGGUAUGUUGCAGCUUUGCAUUUCUUCACAACUGAUCCACAGCACCUGUCACCGUGGACGACAGCUUCCUGCAAACGGAAAUGGACAAGCAUGACCUCGCUGUGGAUAAUUCCACCUCGGCGGCGGUCCAGGAGAUGGACGCAACGCCUACCGCCUCCGCGAAUGACCAGUCGCUGGCGGACUUCUUCGGCAGUGUCGCCGACCAGGAUACGGGCCCGUCCGCCGCCGGGGAAGACGCAUCGUCCGCGUCCGCCGCACAGCAGGGGGCCAAUGCCAUGCAAAAUCUGCUAACGCAACAGGAGGAGGCAGAAGCGGAGGCCGAAGCCGUGGUCUCGGCCGAGGCAACGCUGUUGUGAGGCACGUCGUGAGUUUGCAGGUAAUUCACAACGAACUGCGCUGCCUGUCAAAGAAUUCACAAAACUUCGAUGUAGAGCUUUUUUUCAACAAUAAUUCGCGACUGUCUGUCAUGAAUGGAAAAUAUGGCUCGACGACAACGACAGCGACUCUGUAGCCGUAGCGUCCUUCCAGUGACAGCUUCACAACUACUCACGCAUAUGGUGGGUAGUACCAAGUACAUUAAACUCAGUUCUUCUUCAUUAGAUAUAUCUUCAAGAAGGUUAUGUUCUGCGAGCUAGAUUACUAUCUUCUUCUUCUCCUGAUUGUCUCGGUUUUGAGGUGCGAUAUGUGCGAUUUUUUCUGAAUAUUCGGAUUCGCUUACACCGUUAUUGUAGAAAAGGGGCUUCUCGUGCCAUCUCGGAAAACAAACGACUUACAGAGAGACAACGAUAAAGAUAAUUUCUACAGAUGCCCCUCCUGAUAUUGAUAGAUUUUUGAGAGCAGCAUAGCAGAACUUCUGUCAACGUGUCCUUGUGCCUGUUGCUGUUGAGCUAUCCCGAAAAUGAAAAAGGUUUAUGUAGUUGGGACCUGCUGGAGCUGCAAAAUCAAAAAUAUGCUUCUUACCUACUUGUUUUCUGCACGUAGAACCAAGCUACUGGUCCAUCGCGUGCCGAUGGUUUCUUGUUCUACAUACUCCUCCUCGCACGCUAUCUGGCAACCCAUCGAUUUUUUGAAGUCAUCUGUUUUUGCAUUUCUUAUCUCCGAAUCUGAAUGCACCGGUGAAGUAAUUCUAAUUUAACUAACUUGAUCGCAAUAUAAUUCCAAUUCGUCAUUGAGUUUGAGAAUCCUCUUCCUCGCUUCGUGUACCACUGAGAGCAGAUGCAGAAAAG